AUGGCGGCGGAGUCGGCGCUCCAAGUUGUGGAGAAGCUGCAGGCGCGGCUGGCCGCGAACCCGGACCCGAAGAAGCUCUUAAAAUAUUUGAGGAAACUCUCCGCCUUGCCUAUUACAGUAGACAUUCUUGUGGAGACCGGCGUUGGGAAGACAGUAAAUAGCUUACGAAAACACGAGCAUGUGGGAAGCUUUGCCAGGGACCUGGUGGCCCAGUGGAAGAAGCUGGUACCUGUGGAGCGAAACAUUGACCCUGAUGAGCAGGACUGUGAGAAGAAUGAUUCCCGAAAGCGCCCCAGGGACGCCCUUCAGAAGGAGGAGGAGGAGGAGGUAGAGGCGGACUAUCAAGAAAACUGGAAAGCCUCCAGUAGCCAACAAUACAGUCCUGAUCACAGACAGAAAAAACACAGGAAACUCUCGGAGUUCGAAAGACCUCACAAAGUGUCUCACAGUCAGGAGCGACGAGAGGAGCGAAAGAGGGGCCACAGGGCUUCCCCAGUUUACUCUUCAGACCAUGAAUCUUCCGAUUAUGGCCACGUUCAGUCCCCUCCAUCGUCCGGCAGUCCUCAUCAGAUGUCCGCGGACCAUUACAGAUCCCCAGACGAGGAUCACGAGCCCUUUGUUCCCCAACAGAAGCCUGGAAAGGGCCACAGCAAUGCCUUUCAGGACAGACUUGGGGCCAGCCAGGAAAGACACCUGGGUGAGCCCCGGGGGAAAGGGGUUGUGAGUCAGAACAAGGAGCACAAAUCUUCCCAUAAAGAGAAACGUCCCGUGGAUGCCAGGGGAGAGGAGAAGUCGCCUUUGAACAGAGAAAAAUCCCACAAGGCCAUCUCCAAAGAGGAAACCCGCAGGCCCCUCUCGGGGGAUGGCACAAAGGAGAAAGCGCCCUCUAGUGGUAGCAAGAAAGAGAAGGACCGAGAGGGCAGCUCCAAGAAGUCUCUAUCCCCCUUGGAGACUGCCUCAGACAACCACCGCAAAAAGCAAAAGCACAAAGACGCAGAGAAAGCCAAGUCAGACAAAAACAAGCAGAGUCUAGACAGCUUGGACAGAGGAAAGGGGGCCGGAGACCUGCCGCCCAAGGCAAAAGAGAAGGUUUCUAACAACCUCAAGACUCACGAAGGGAAAGGGAAGACUCAUUCGGACAGGAAGUCAGGGGGCUCCCUCCCUCGAGUUGAGGAGACAGAUAUGGACGAUGAAUUUGAGCAGCCCACCAUGUCUUUUGAGUCUUACCUCAGCUAUGACCAGCCCCGGAAGAAAAAGAAAAAGGUUGUGAAAACCUCAACUGCGACUGCUGGGGAAAAAGCACUGAAAAAAAAAGAUCCGAAAAGCACUAGUAAAAGCAUGGACACAGUUCAGAAGUCGCCUAAGGUGAACGAAAACAAGUCAGAGAAGCACCAGGCGGCAGGAGCCGAAGCAGCCAAGCCAAGAAAGGUCCCCACCGAUGUCCUGCCAGUGUUGCCAGACCUCCCAUUACCUGUGAUACAGGCCAAUUACCGGCCACUUCCUUCCCUCGAUUUGAUAGCCUCCUUCCAACCAAAGCGAAAAGCACACUCUUCCCAGGAAGAGGAUGAAGCCGGAUUCACUGGACGGAGAAUGAAUUCUAAGAUGCAGGUGUACUCUGGUUCCAAGUGUGCCUAUCUCCCCAAAAUGAUGACCUUGCACCAGCAGUGCAUCCGGGUUCUUAAAAACAACAUUGAUUCAAUCUUUGAAGUGGGAGGCGUCCCGUAUUCUCUUCUUGAACCUGUUCUGGAGAGGUGUACGCCUGAUCAGCUGUAUCGCAUAGAGGAAUACAAUCAUGUAUUAAUUGAAGAAACAGAUAAAUUAUGGAAAGUUCAUUGUCACCGAGACUUCAAGGAAGAAAGGCCAGAAGAGUAUGAGUCCUGGCGGGAGAUGUACUUGAGGCUUCAGGAUGCCCGAGAGCAGCGGCUACAACUAUUGACAAAGAAUAUCCGAUCUGCACAUGCCAAUAAGCCCAAAGGCCGACAGGCAAAGAUGGCCUUUGUCCACUCUGUAGCCAAACCACCUCGUGAUGUUCGAAGGAGGCAGGAGAAGUUUGGAACAGGAGGAGCAGCUGUGCCCGAGAAAAUCAGGAUUAAGCCAGCCCCGUACCCCAUAGGAAGUAGCCAAGUUCCGUCCAACAGCGGCAGCAGCAACAGCUUUCCUGCCAGCCCCGAAGAACCCGCCUACGACGGCCCCAGCACCAGCAGUGCCCACUUGGCGCCUGUGGUCAGCGUUGUUUCCUACGACCCUAGGAAGCCGACUGUGAAGAAAAUUGCCCCCAUGAUGGCUAAGACAAUUAAAGCUUUCAAGAACAGAUUCUCCCGACGAUAA
Molecule: messenger RNA, 2328 nt
Organism: Pipistrellus nathusii (Nathusius's pipistrelle)
Lineage: Eukaryota; Metazoa; Chordata; Mammalia; Chiroptera; Vespertilionidae
Source: the annotation of a GenBank genome assembly